Jatropha curcas is the source of this 1196-nucleotide messenger RNA. NCBI's taxonomy places the organism in Eukaryota, Viridiplantae, Streptophyta, Magnoliopsida, Malpighiales, Euphorbiaceae. The record is from RefSeq and is a predicted model, not a curated record.
UUGGAUGUAAUUCAGAUGGUGGCCGUUCCAAUAAUCAAUUGAUUGAAAGAAAGUCACUACCUUCUGUCUCUACAGCCUUACUUUUAGCUGUCGGAAUUGGAAUAUUUGAGGCUUUGGCAAUGUAUUUGGGGUCGGGAAUAUUUCUCAACAUGAUGGGCAUAUCAUCUGCUUCACCCAUGCGGAUUCCAGCCGAAAGAUUUCUCAAACUAAGAGCAAUCGGUGCUCCCGCAGUUGUCCUUUAUCUUGCCAUUCAGGGUAUAUCGGGGUUUAAGGAUACAAGGACUCCUGUCCUAUGUCUAGGAUUGGGCAAUUUGUCAGCUGUAUUCUUAUUUCCCAUAUUAAUUUAUUGUUUUCACUUGGGUGUAACUGGUGCUGCCAUUUCUACUGUUGUGUCUCAAUACAUUAUAAGCUUUCUGAUGAUUUGGCAUCUUAACAAGAGGACGGUAUUGUUACUUCCUAGUGUAAAAGGUUUGCAUUUUGGUGGCUAUUUAAAAUCUGGUGGUUUUCUUCUUGGGAGAACGCUAGCUGCUGUCAUGACAAUAACAUUGAGUACAUCUAUGGCUGCUCGUCAGGGAGCAUUAGCCAUGGCAGCUCAUCAAAUAUGUUUACAAGUGUGGUUAUCUGUCUCACUCCUUGUAGAUGCUCAAGCUGCAUCUAGUCAGGCCCUAAUUGCAAGUUCUUCUGCAAAAGGAGACUAUAGUACAGUGAAAGAAAUUGCUUUGUGUGCUUUAAAGACGGGAUUAUUUACCGGCAUUUCCUUAGCCAUCAUAUUGGGCGUAUCAUUUAGUUCUUUAGCAACUUUGUUCACCAAAGAUGCUGAGGUAUUAGCAAUUGUUAGAGCUGGGUUUCUGUUUGUCAGUGCCAGUCAACCGAUUAAUGCUCUGGCUUAUAUCUUUGAUGGUCUUCAUUAUGGUAUAUCAGACUUUUCAUAUGCUGCUUGGUCUAUGAUAGUGGUUGGGGCACUUUCUUCUGCAUUUAUGCUCUAUGCACCCUCCAUUAUUGGCCUUUCUGGAGUAUGGUCUGGCUUGACUCUUUUCAUGGAAAUGAGAACAAUAGCUGGAUAUAUGAGAUUAUUAUCGAGAAAUGGGCCAUGGUGGUUCCUGCAGGACGACAUUGAUGAAACUUUGAAAAUAGCUGAUGUGUUACAUAUAAUAUUUGUUAUAUUAUUUGUUAUUAAAUGACUGUAUGUAGUUGUA